Messenger RNA from Scomber japonicus (chub mackerel), 1691 nucleotides. It is a transcript of the gene zcchc4, whose product is annotated as zinc finger, CCHC domain containing 4. The coding region runs from base 112 to 1602 and encodes 496 amino acids. Gene Ontology annotation, biological process: rRNA methylation. The record is from RefSeq and is a predicted model, not a curated record. Gene Ontology annotation, cellular component: nucleolus; cytoplasm. Gene Ontology annotation, molecular function: zinc ion binding; nucleic acid binding; rRNA (adenine-N6-)-methyltransferase activity. The transcript has 13 exons. Lineage: Eukaryota; Metazoa; Chordata; Actinopteri; Scombriformes; Scombridae.
GAGACAGCAUGGCUUCCACUUAAAACACUCAGGCUAAUACAUCCAUGAGCUGAAGUCUGCUGUUAACACAUUUUAAAGUGAAGUUCAUAACUGUGCUACCUGUUUAUCGACAUGGACACAUCUGCAGCUGCCGACGAGUCGUUUGGAAUAGAAGUGAUUAUUCCAGAGGGAGAUAAAACAGCUCCGUGCUGCCCGCAUGGUCCAACGUUGUUAUUUGAGAAAGUUGCCAAAGGAGGUGAGAAAGGCCGCAGGUUUUAUGCCUGCUCAGCCUGCAGAGACAGAAAAGACUGCAACUUUUUCCAGUGGGAAGAUGACAAGGUGUCAGAGGCCAGGUUGUUGGCCAGAGAGGCAGAGAACAAGGCAAAGAGGCCCCCGUUCAGCCAGAAGGAGUACAUUAAAAGGUUCAAAAAGUUUGCAUCCCUCCAGCUGCAUGAGAAGAAGUUCUGCGAGGAUUGUCAGAUGCUGCUCCUAUCAGGAGAUCUCAGCACCCACUACUCCCACAAAUCCAAGGCCAUCACAGCGGCUGAGCUGAGCAGGCCCAGCGCGCUGCUGCGUCCACUGGACAAUAAGAAGAGCAACGCCCAGUACCUGUUUACCGACCGCAGCUCCUACUUUCUGCUGGAUACCCUGGCUGGUCUGGGAUACAGGAAGGUGCUGAAUGUAGGAACACCCAGACUUCACGAGAUGAUCAAGCUGAGAAACCUGGAACAGAAACAUGAGCCAAUGAAGAGUCUCCUGCUGGACAUCGACUUCAGGUACGCCCAGUUCUACAACAAGGAUGAGUUCUGUCACUACAAUAUGUUCAAUCAUCACUUCUUUGAUGGAGAGGCCUCCAGUUCAGUCCUGCAGGCCUUUCUCAAAGAGUCUGACGGAGAGAAGGUGGUGAUGGUGGCUGACCCUCCGUUCGGUGGCCUGGUGAAGCCUCUGGCCAACACUUUUUCUCUGAUCUCACAGACGUGGAGGAAGCUGCAGAGCUCUGACAACAGUGAUGUGGACAUGCCAAUGAUCUGGAUCUUCCCGUACUUCUUUGAGCCUCGUAUCCUGGAGUGUCUCCCUUCAUUCAUCAUGCUGGACUAUCAGGUUGACUAUGACAACCAUCCUCUGUAUAAGCAUGGGAAGACGGGCAGGAAGCAGUCUCCUGUCAGGCUGUUCACUAACAUCUUUCCCAAAGACAUCGUUCUUCCCAAAGAAGAGGGCUACAGAUUCUGCUCUAUAUGUGAGAGAUACGUCUGGUCCCUCAACAAGCACUGUGCUAAAUGUAACGUCUGCCCAUCCAAGGAUGGUCGUGAGUGGAAGCACUGCUCAGCAUGUGGGAAAUGUGCGAAACCAUCAUGGAGACACUGUCAGUCUUGUGGCCACUGUGCCCUCCCAGACCACCCAUGUGGCCUCAGCCAAGGAAAGGAGGGCUGCUUCAACUGUGGAAGCCUGAAGCACAAACGCAAAGGCUGCCCUCUCAAAGACUCGCACAGGAUCAGCAAUCAUUGGUCCAAAGCCAAGAGCGGAAACAAAAAUGUAUCCCAUCGUCCUCUCUUCAAGCCCAAAGCUAAGAGGAAGUCUGGAGCAGCUCGCAGAGCAAAGAAGGCAGCGGCUCAGUCGAAGUGAGCUCUGUGUUCAUGCAGUGUCAAGUCAGCCGUGGAGUCAAAAGUAUUGUUUAAACUCCAAUCCCAGUUUAUUACAGUGUUAACAAUUGU